GCCUGGGCCAGGUCUGAGCAGACGCACCGAACAACUCAAUCACUUGCGAUAGGAGGUAGCGGCCUCUGUCCUACUGUCUGACCAAGCAGUCACGGUUCUAUGGUGCGACGAGCCCCUAUGUUGUGGAGAGUUCCCCUCGUCCUUACCUUGUGCCUACAGGCCUCUCGUGUCGUGACCGAUGCUGCCUGUGACGUCACACACGGGUGCACGGACAGCGGUCAAUCAGCUGACCAGGCGGCAGAGAGAGGGUUCAGUUUGUUCUUUCAGUCGAACCUAAAGGAGUUGGAAGAUGUGCCUGUGACCUUUGUGAAACCACUGCCCCCCUGGAUGAAUGGGACGCUGGUCCGCAAUGGAUUAGGGCAAUAUGAGAAUGGACCCAGGCGAGUGGUUCACGCAUUUGAUGGCUUUGCUAAACUGGCCAGUUGGAAGUUUCAAGGUAACUCUACAGCUCUAUUCUCCACAAAGUUUAUACGAUCAAGGGUCUACAGGAUGUCCCAGAAAACCAACACGAUAGCGCCAUUUCUACUGUUCCAGUCUGUGACACCGCCGUUUUCAUUUUUUGAGAAAGUCCGGUGUCUGUUAAGAGGUAUCGAUAACAUGAACAUCAACAUUUUCCGGUUCCCUCACCCCAAGAAGAAGAGGCACGAAUACGCCGCUCUCAGCGACUUUUGGAUCUCCUACAAGAUAGACAUAGAUGAUCUCUCAACCAAGAGAAGGGUUGUCCCGGUCAUUAAAAAAACGCCCAAGUCGGCGACUGCCUUACAAGGAAGUGGCUUCCUCAACCUCUUGUCGUCUGCUCAUCCCGUCCCAGAGCCAGGGACGAACAACUACUUGACCUUCCUGUCCAGCGUAGCCUUCUACCCCUGGGACAGCAACGUGAUUAACCUAAUUCGCGUCAAGUCUUUAAAGAGACGUAAAAUCAUCGCGCAGUGGCCUGUGGAGCGACUCCCGUACAUGCACUCGUUCUCGGUGACACAGACCAAGGCGAUCCUCCUGGCCAGCCCCUUCCACGUCAACAUCUACUGCAUGGCCCAAAAAGCGGAACCUUUCUCGUGUCUGGACUGGGACGGCACACAGCCAGCUACUCUGUACGUGGUGGGGUUAGGCUCUGGCCACAUACAGACGGUCACCAUGCCCUGCGUGUUCACAAUGCACCACGUCAACGCUUAUGACGUCAACGAGACGACCAUCAUAAUGGACAUUUCCACCUACCCGAACCCAGAUUUUGUUCACCACCUGGAGCUGGAGAUACUGAGAGACCCUGUCAAGAGAAAUUCUUUCGCGGCGCACGCGCUCCUCAAACGGUUGUCCAUUGACCUUGUAAAAGGUCAAGUCACCGAACUUCCAAUUGAUAUCGACCCGUCAAAUCCGAGCCUUGCGUCGCUCUUGGACAUGCCAGUGAUCAACGAAAAGUACCGCUCCAAGCACUAUUGCUUCGUGUACGGACUCGUGAUAAAGACUGACAACAUCACCCUCAGCGCGACAGCAGUUGUGAAGAAAGACUUGUGUGGUAGAGGGAAAGCUGACCUCACGUGGCAAAUGGCCGGACAUUUCCCUGUGGAGCCCUGGUUCGUGCCCACUCCUGGGGCCACCGCGGAGGAUGACGGUCUCCUCCUGGUUCCGGUUCUGGAUGGGGUAAGGGAGAUAACCUACCUGUCGGUUCUUGAUGCCCGGACGAUGACGUCAGUGAACCGCGCGGACUUGCCAACAUACAUUCCUUACUCCCUGCAUGGCCGCUAUUUUGAACAGGAAGAUAAAUAGUC
Messenger RNA from Aplysia californica (California sea hare), 1763 nucleotides. Its product is annotated as beta,beta-carotene 15,15'-dioxygenase-like. Gene Ontology annotation, molecular function: beta-carotene 15,15'-dioxygenase activity; carotenoid dioxygenase activity. Gene Ontology annotation, biological process: retinal metabolic process; carotene catabolic process. The transcript has 3 exons. The record is from RefSeq and is a predicted model, not a curated record. Bases 100 to 1761 code for a protein of 553 amino acids. Lineage: Eukaryota; Metazoa; Mollusca; Gastropoda; Aplysiida; Aplysiidae.